Molecule: messenger RNA, 1059 nt
Organism: Thelazia callipaeda (thelaziosis nematode)
Lineage: Eukaryota; Metazoa; Nematoda; Chromadorea; Rhabditida; Thelaziidae
Source: the annotation of a GenBank genome assembly
AUGGCGCCAUACAAAGGAACUAGUAAUAAGACGGAAGAUGUAACUAAAGUGGAAGAUACUGCCAAAUCGCACUGUGCGAGUAAUGUCCAUUUAAAUUUGCAUGUUAACAAGGUCGUUGUACAUCCACUAGUACUCCUUUCUGUAGUUGAUCAUUUUUAUCGCGUGAGCAAGACUCAAAAUGCAAAACGUGUAGUUGGCGUACUCCUAGGCAGUUUAAAAGCAAACAAGACGCUAGAUAUUGCUAACUGCUUUGCAGUGCCUUUUGAUGAAGACGAAAAGGACAAGAAAACUUGGUUUCUUGAUAUGGAUUAUCUCGAAAGCAUGUACAACAUGUUUCACAAAGUAGCAGCUCGUGAAAAAAUUGUUGGAUGGUAUCACACAGGUCCAAAACUUUGUCAAAAUGACAUUGUAAUUAACGAACAGCUAAAACGUCUCACAUGUAAUCCCGUUCUUGUGGUCAUACAGGCGGAACCAAAUGACUUAGGUUUGCCUACGGAAGCAUAUGUUGAAGUGCAGGAAGUCCACGAUGAUGGUACACCGCCAAUCAAGACCUUUGAACAUGUUCCUAGUGAAAUUGGUGCUGAAGAAGCAGAGGAAGUUGGUGUUGAGCAUCUCCUAAGAGAUAUUAAAGAUCAGACGGCAGGAACUCUUUCUCAAAGAAUCACUGAUCAACUAAUGGGAUUACGAGGUUUACAUGGGCAGUUGCGUGAUUUACAGCGUUAUUUGCAUGAAGUAGCAGAGGGUAAACUGCCUAUCAAUCAUGCCGUUAUCUAUUAUAUUCAGGAAGUUUUAAAUCUCUUACCGGAUGUAACAUCCCCUCAUUUUGUCGAAGCACAUAAUGUUCAGACGAAUGAUCAGUUAAUGUGCGUAUAUAUGGGAUCUCUUGUACGAACAGUUAUUGCUUUACACAAUCUUAUCGACAAUAAGCUCGCUUUGCAAAAAAAUGAGAAGGAUAAGGAAAAAGUUGACAGUGCAAAUAAGAAAGAGGAAAACAAAGAAGUUAAAGAGAACAAAAGUGAGAAGAAGGAUAAAAUCAAGGAGAAGGAAACCAAAAAAUGA